UCAUCCGUUUCAUCUUCCCGUUGGACCACAAUCCAUUGUCAUUUACAUGGCCACGGUCGAUAUAAAUAAUUUAGCAAUCUCUCCAGAUUUUCUCUUUAAGCGUAUCGUUUCAAUCUAAUUCGAUUCAUCUGAGUGUUCUCCAUACAAGCUGAGUCUCCUACCCUCCUACUUCAACAUAAACUAAUGUUUUCUACAAAUUUUUCAAUAUCGAUAAAGCAAUGCCCAACCCAAACCACCGUUCCUCUCGCUCGCCUCCCCGUCUUCGAAUCAACCCACCCUCGCCUCAAUCCUUCUACUCGCUCUCCCCGCUUUUCACGCCGUCAACUUUCACUUCUUCCGCAGCCUCAAUCAAAACACCAAAAGCAACUAGCACGGCUACCACGCCAAUCGUUCCUACAAACAGCAUCACUACAUUAAGCCUAGACACUGUCAUCGCCCACCUGCGCAUAACCCUCCACCCCCUCAUCUCCGCCACAACCGGGCUCCAGCAUCCUUAUUUCCCGAGAACUCUCCUCUCUUAUCAUCUCCUUACAUCCGACCAACUGGAUGAACUAGCAAGACACUAUCACCAAGUCACCCCGCCUGUUCCGGGAACAUUUAGUUACCCGGUGGCUAUUCCUGCUUGGGUGGAUGCUCAUGUCCAUGCCCAUGGAAAUGAAUAUAUGAUGGAUGAGGUCGAUCUAAAAACUAAGAGAAGACGCUUUGGAAGAUUCAUUGGGCUACGCGGCUGUGAAUCUCCCAUCCAGUUCCGGGUCGAGUUAGACAGCGAGAGUGGAAGUGAGAGUGGAUACGAGGACGCGGAAAUGGAAGAGGCGAUGGCGAGAGUUGAGUGGGAGUGGGAGGAAGCGUUGCUGAGAGCUGUGAGGGAGGAUGGGGAUGGGUUUAGAAUUAAGUAGUAGCUGUUCAUGUAAUUCCUGUGUUUUCUGACUUGACUUUUGGUGUGUUAUAUAUCUGGCUUCUUGCAUGUGGGAUUAUUAGAUUGGUUGCACAUAAAUCUCAA
Aspergillus ruber CBS 135680 is the source of this 1000-nucleotide messenger RNA. RefSeq lists its product as uncharacterized. The transcript has a single exon. The record is from RefSeq and is a predicted model, not a curated record. Lineage: Eukaryota; Fungi; Ascomycota; Eurotiomycetes; Eurotiales; Aspergillaceae. Bases 219 to 896 code for a protein of 225 amino acids.